Messenger RNA from Physella acuta, 1543 nucleotides. RefSeq lists its product as uncharacterized. Gene Ontology annotation, molecular function: DNA binding; alkylbase DNA N-glycosylase activity. Lineage: Eukaryota; Metazoa; Mollusca; Gastropoda; Physidae. Gene Ontology annotation, biological process: base-excision repair. The record is from RefSeq and is a predicted model, not a curated record.
AAUCUUGGCCACUGCUAGAUCUAGAUCUAGAUGAGUAGUAGUUCUAGAUCUAUUCAACUUAAAUAACUUAAUUAAUAAUUAACAUAGAACUUGGAAGAAGACGGACGCACUGUCGGAAGCAGCUUACUUUAAAAUAUAGAUCUAAAUUCUAAUUAAAUAACUAGAUCUAAAUUUAAGGAUGGUACAUGCAAUUUUUUAAGACAAUGGAGAAAGCAAAACGCACAAGAGGCCAAUUAAAUGACAAGAAGUCUAAAGAUCUGUCAACUGCAGAGCCACCUAGAGCCAAAAGAAAAUAUUCUCAUAAUAAAGUCCAAGGAGAUCCAUCUACUUUAAAGCUUGCUGCAAAGACAUUGGAUUUACCAGUUCAGGAUGGCAAUGCUGAUGCAUUAAAGUUAUCCAUUGGCGAACGAUUACCAUAUGAGUUCUUCAACUGCCCAUGUACCCAGUUGGCACGUCGACUUCUUGGACAGACUUUGCUGCGUCGCAUUGGCACAGAGCUUCUCCUGGGUAGGAUAGUAGAAACUGAGGCUUAUCUGGGAGCUGAGGACAAAGCAGCCCAUUCUUUUAAUGGGAAGAAAACAGAGCGUAAUCAAGCCAUGUUUAUGUCCCCUGGAACCGCCUAUGUUUAUAACAUCUAUGGAAUGUACUGCUGUUUCAAUAUCUCCAGUCAAGGUGAUGGCUGUGCUGUAUUGCUUCGAGCUUUGGAGCCUAUCAGCGGCAUCCAAGUCAUGAGGGACAAUCGGAAAUCAAAAGCAACCGUGAAAGAGAAACAUUUAACUAAUGGCCCUUCUAAAUUAUGCCAGGCUUUCAGUAUAACAAAAGCUGGCUUCAACCAAACCGAUUUGACCACCUCAGAUGAAAUGUGGCUGGAGUAUGGUGGCGAGGUCUCAGAUAACCUGGUUGUGUCGUGUGAGAGAGUAAACAUUGGCUAUGCCGGGGACUGGGUGGAUAAGCCCCUGCGCUUUUAUCUGUUAAACAACUAUUGUGUUAGUGUAAGGAAUAAAGAGGCGGAAAACAAAAUUACUAAAAAGUUAGAAUUCUAAAAGUUUAUGAAACUAAAAUGUAACUACAAAUAGCAUUAGACCACAAGUCUUUCAGAAAAACACAUUGUAAACAGUGAACUCCGUCAUAUAGCAUCAGGAUGGUAAUAAAAAUAAACUUUAUCUGCUACACUGUGGUUUUUAAUUGUGUAUGUGUGUUUCUACUUGCCUACCUAACAUGAUGUACAGUGUUACUUAUGCAAAGAAAAAAUCCACACUACAGAAGGAAAAUAUAAAAUGGUGUUCGCAUUUGUGUAAACAAUGGCAUAACGUACCUACUAGCAGAAGCUUGAGCCUAAUGUAGCCAUACAGGCUAAUGAAAAGUUCAGGAUUAUUAGUUUACAUGCUGGAAAAGUCAUUGUAUAUCUGAAUGUUUGGUAUAAACUUUUUUUACGAAUAAAACAAAUAAUGAUUAAACUGAAUAUAUAGCUCAUUUUUAUUCUGACAUACUGCACCUACAGUAUUGUAUAUGUUCAAUGAAAACAUUGAUUAUUGCAUUAAAA